Eruca vesicaria subsp. sativa (arugula) is the source of this 622-nucleotide messenger RNA. The record is from the annotation of a GenBank genome assembly. Lineage: Eukaryota; Viridiplantae; Streptophyta; Magnoliopsida; Brassicales; Brassicaceae.
GAAUUAGAGUUACAAUCUCAAACUCAUCUACAAAUCUAGACACACAUCCAAGAAAGAAGAGAAACGUUGAAUAUCAUCUCAUCGAGUAUUCUAUCUAUUACAAAAAAAAAUGGAAGGAAGCUUGGGAACGAUGUUUAUGAAGGUGGUCUUGUUUGCUCUGGUACAAGGUUUGGUGUAUCUCAUCCUCACUAAGUCCUCGAGGGUUUUCUCAAAAUCAAAAUCUUUUAAGAGGGCUUACAGUUUUCGACCGGCGAGGUCCGUCAGCAUCCGCCGGAUUCUGGCGGCGCUUCAGGAUAUGCCUGCCGGUGGCGAGAUGUCUCCUUCCUCUAAUGGCUCGUCUUCGUCUUCUAUUGCCUCGCCGUCUUUACAAGAUGAUGCAGCAACAACAACAGCUACAUCGCCAUCUUAGAGACAUAUAAAUGAUCAUUAUUUGAAAUUUGUAUUAGAGAUGUUUAUCUCUAAUUUGUUAUCCCAUUAUUUUUUUAUUGGUUUUUAGUUUUUUUUUGGGAACAUUUGUUUCGUGUUUCUUUUAGUUUUGAUUCGUUAUAUUGAUGUAAAAUUGGUAAAUAUUUAUGUAGAUACAGUAUUAAGCCAUACCAUGUACAUUCCAGAACAGUUUAGC